AUGGUAAAAAAUGCCGAUUAUCAGCUUCGUACAAAUAUUUUGGCUUUACAUAACUUAUAUCCUAGUUGGCCAAACCGCCGAAUUGCUAGUGAAUUGCAAAAUUCUGAAAAUCCUCCAUCAAAACCAAGAUAUUUAAUACUGAAAAUCAUUAAACAAACUAUUGAACGUGGUACAGUAGAAGAUAGACCAAGAUCUGGUAGAAAGAGAACAACACGUACAGCACAAUUCAAGCAGAAAGUACAAAAAUUUAUUUACAAUAAAAAAAACCGAUCUACCAGAAAAUGCAAUGAUUUUUUAAAACGAAAAAAUAUUAAAACAUCAAAAUCAAGCGUAUGGCGUUUAUGUAAAGAAUCAAAAUGGAAAUUUUUUCGUCUUAAAAGAUCACAGAAACUUACGGCAACUCAUAAAGCAAAUAGAGUGACAACAUGUCGUAUUUUACCCCAAAAAUAUGGAGUAAAUCGAAAUGCCAAAAGGUUUCAAUGGCGUAAAGUAUUAAAUACAGAUUUCAGUGGUAGUAUACGUUUAAUAAGACCAAAUAAUAAUAGAAAUGAUGGAAUAUGGGCUGCAACUGCUGAUGAAAUUGAUAGUGAUAAUCGUAAUGCAGGUGUACAAAAAUUUUCUGCAGGUGUUAUAUUGUGGGGCGGUAUUAGUGAUGAUGGUUUGUAUCCACGUAAUGCACCAUUUUAUUUCAAUGAGUGGUUGGAUAAGAAAUGUAUACAAAUUGGCAAAACACGUCGAACAUUAGAUUCCAGAUUAUAUUCAAUGUUUAUUCAACAAGUAAUAGCUCCAACAGUAAAACAAAUUAGACCACAAAUGGAUUUAAUUUUUCAAGAUGAUUGUGACCGGAAACAGAGAACGAAACAAGUACUGGGAACAGUAACAAAAUAUUUUCAUCAACGAAUUGAUCCAAAUGAUUGUACAUCCAAAAAGGCGGACAUAUGGCCAAUUGAAAAUAUAUGGGCCAUUAUUAGAGAAAAAUUGCGUGGAAUAGAGUUCCAAAAUAUUCGUACAUUAAAAGCUGCAAUUAAUAAAGUUUGGCGUUCCAUUGAUGCGACAACAUGUAAAAAAAUGAUGGAAUCAAUUCCUCGAAGAAUGAUGGCUGUAAUUGAAAAAGAUGGAUCCAAUAUACAUAAAGAAGACUAUGAAUAA
Rotaria sordida is the source of this 1149-nucleotide messenger RNA. NCBI's taxonomy places the organism in Eukaryota, Metazoa, Rotifera, Eurotatoria, Philodinida, Philodinidae. The record is from the annotation of a GenBank genome assembly.